This is a messenger RNA of Rhopalosiphum maidis (corn leaf aphid), 731 nucleotides long. RefSeq lists its product as uncharacterized. Gene Ontology annotation, biological process: mitochondrial electron transport, NADH to ubiquinone. Lineage: Eukaryota; Metazoa; Arthropoda; Insecta; Hemiptera; Aphididae. The record is from RefSeq and is a predicted model, not a curated record.
CUACCUAGUAGUGGUACCUGCUCAAAACUAGACUAUUUUUCAAAAUAGUAUACUUUUUUUCAUAAGGGUUUUUUAAAAAUUGAAAAAUGAAUUCUAUUCGAAGAUUUUACAGUAGCAAAUCGGAGGUGACCAGUAGUGGCCCAUCUAAUGAAACUGGUGGUGUAUUACCUAUAGAUUUGGAAGGAAGACAUCGAUUUGUAAGACAACGACUUACUAACAUGACCGAUGAAGAAAGAGCUUUCCGUAGAAAAUUCUUACAUGAUCAACACUUGUCUCAUGAUGAACCGAUUGGUCCUCAAAUUUACAAUGAAUUGUACAAUCCGAUUAGACGUGCAUUCAGAGUUCCUAUGAAUGUAUUUCAAGAUUUUUUGACCCCAAAAAUUGGUGAAAGAACUGCUUUCAAUGUUCGGUUUGUAACAAGCAAAAUAUUGAUGGGAAUCACUCUUGCUUAUGUAGGAACAUACUAUGUUCUUUACAACACAAAUACUUGGGAGAGAAAAUCAGGGUGGAGAAUACACGAGUCUCGUUCUCAAUGUGUACCAGGAGACCCAGGUUUUCCAAGAACUUCAGAUCGGUCUUUACCCAGACAUUACGCCGACAGAGGAUUCAGCAGUUCUCCAAUAUAAUAAAAUAAUAAAAUUGUUUUUAUUAUUUCGUUGCUUAUUAAUUAUUUAAUCGAGAAAUAAAUGUAGAAAAUAUAUAAAUAAAAUCUUAACAUGUAUUUACAAAGA